This is a messenger RNA of Echinococcus granulosus, 2049 nucleotides long. Its product is annotated as Transcription factor IIIB subunit. The transcript has 10 exons. Gene Ontology annotation, cellular component: transcription preinitiation complex; nucleus; transcription factor TFIIIB complex. Lineage: Eukaryota; Metazoa; Platyhelminthes; Cestoda; Cyclophyllidea; Taeniidae. The record is from RefSeq and is a predicted model, not a curated record. Gene Ontology annotation, biological process: DNA-templated transcription initiation; transcription preinitiation complex assembly; transcription by RNA polymerase III. Bases 1 to 2049 code for a protein of 682 amino acids. Gene Ontology annotation, molecular function: RNA polymerase III general transcription initiation factor activity; TBP-class protein binding; RNA polymerase III type 3 promoter sequence-specific DNA binding.
AUGAAGUGUUCCCAAUGCGGUGGGUGCAGGUUUGAUGAGGACCCUGCAAGAGGUGACAUGGUAUGUGUCGAAUGUGGUGCAGUAGAAAGCGAAAAUGCCGUUACAUCAUCUGUUGAAUACAUUGAGAACCCUGGUGGGACAACCACAGCCCUUGGCAACUUUGUUUCUUCUGAAAGCCAGAUGCCGGGUUUUCGUGAAUCGCGCUACAUCACAGAACAAAAAGCUCGGAAGCGUAUCGAAACGAUCUGCGGUCAACUUCGUCUGGGUGCUGAUGUUGCCGUCUCUGCAUUCCGAUAUUAUCAAAGUGCCCUUUUUCGUGGAUUUACUCGUGGCCGGAGUUCUUUGCAGUUGGCGGCCGCAUGCAUUUACGUUGCAGCCAGGCAACUUCGAGUCAACUUGAUGCUUCUUGAUCUUAGCGAUGCCGUUGCAAUCAAUGUCUAUCACGUGGGACGCACGUACAUAGACUUAAAGCGUCGUCUUAAUCUUUCCCUUCCUGAAGUAGAUCCUUGCUUGUUUGUGGAACGUUUCGCAAGUCAGUUGGAUUUUGAAGAGAAGACCGCUAUCGUAGCCACAACAGCAAUGCGGUUGCUGCAGCGUAUGAAAAAGGACUGGAUUAGCACUGGUCGACGACCAAGCGGACUUGCAGCUGCAUCACUUCUUGUUGCCGCCAGAAUUCACGAAUUCAAUAGAACGGAGGAAGAUGUCGCCAAGGUUGCGCGUAUAAGCCAAAUGACUGCGAGAAAGCGAUUAAUUGAGUUCAGUAAAACUCCAAGUUCGGGGCUAAGUAUCGAUGCCUUCUUCACUGUUGAUUAUGAUGAAGAACAAGACCCUCCUUGCUUUGGACAGCCGACACAAAGGAGACGAUUUGAUCUCAAAGACCUCGAUAUGGAACAAGUUUCAGCUGAGAUAAAGGAACUCGGCCGUCGGAUCGAUCAAGAACUUGAUGAACUCGCUAAUAAACGGAGAGUGAGCGUUGCUAUUAACGACAUUGGCUUGGCCAACUCGAAGGGCCUCCGGCAUCUGGUGGAGUCGGACAGUCUAUUAGUUAAAGACGAUGAAGUAGUAGGGGAGAGGGAAGAGGACGAAGGGGCUGGUGCAGCAGUGGAGGUAGUGGCAGAGGGACUAUCCUCGCCGCCAUAUCUGUCAGCAGCAACGUGUGGUCGCUCCUCACGCCAGGUGCUGCGCGAAGUUCUCGAUGGAGUGGUGGAUCCCGAGAUCCUCGACUCCUGUGUGGAGGACCUUGAGCUUAUCACCGCACACUCGGGGGCCAAACUGUGUGAAUUGGUACGCGCCACUCACCAGUGGCGCAAUGCUCGAGACGCCGCCGAGGCUGCUGCCGCCACCACCGAUAUCGCUGCCAAGCGCCUUGAUGCCUCGACCUCCCAGUCCUCACUAUCCACCCUCAUCCCAACCGAAGACUCCCUCAAACUCCCGCAUUUUCUCACUCCUCUCGAAUCUGCACAGUCCGCCAACGAAACUCAUAGGAAAAAGGCCGAAAAACGACGGCUUAAAGAGGAAAUGGCCAAGCGACCCAAACGUUCACGUCGUGGUCCACGCAAGAUCUACCGUCGCCAGCGUCGAAUGCCAUGGCAUGCGUCCAGCAAGGAAGACGGCUCGGAAGGUGGUCUGAACGAGACUGAGGAGAGUCAGUCUCAGCCCAUCUCAAAGAAGAUAAAUUACGCAGCACUGGAAGCUAUCGUAGGUGCAAAGGCGGAGGUAUCGUCUGCUGCCGGAGAGGGUGCUGCCUCUGCCACUAAUCCCUCUUCAUCCUCCUCCUUGGCACCAGAGAUCGGCGUUGGUAUUGACGGCUCGGCUGUUCCAUCGCCUGGCUCCCACGCCCCCAACCGUCUGCUCGAGAAGACUGUUUGUGUCUCUACCGCACAUUCCAAGUGCCUUCCGUCCUCGGUGUCGUCUCCAGCACUGCUGGAAAACCUGCAAGAUCAACAAGAGGAAGACGAAGUGGCAUCGGAAGAGGAUGAUGUGGAGGAUGAAUUGUACAACGAGCAGCAAGAAGACUCAGAUUGGUCCGAAGGUGAUGAGUGUUGGUGA